GAGAGAGAAUUCUCUUGAUUCAUGUCGGCCUUGAUUCUUCAAUUUUUUCUGAUAUUAUUAUGGCAUCCAUUCCUAUGGGAUGUAGUUUGUAUGUGUUUCUGAGCUAUGUGAAUUUCGUUUACAUAUAGCAGCACCUGAAUGUUGUUCUACACAAUUGAUCGAUGGAGAGGGUGAGUUUAAUGUCAUUGGAAUAGAAAACUUCAUUAAGGAGGUUAAAUUAGCGGAAUGCGGACUCUCAUAUGCUGUAGUCUCGAUCAUGGGGCCACAAAGUAGCGGGAAGAGCACUCUAUUGAAUAAUUUGUUCAAGACAAACUUUAGAGAGAUGGAUGCGUUUAAAGGAAGGUCUCAAACUACAAAAGGCAUUUGGAUGGCACACUGUACGGGAAUUGAACCAUGUACACUGGUAAUGGAUCUGGAAGGAACAGAUGGAAGAGAACGCGGAGAGGAUGAUACAGCGUUCGAAAAGCAGAGUGCACUCUUUGCCCUUGCUGUUUCUGACAUAGUUUUGAUUAACAUGUGGUGUCACGAUAUUGGUCGUGAACAAGCUGCAAAUAAGCCUCUUUUGAAGACUGUAUUCCAGGUCAUGAUGCGAUUGUUUAGUCCUCGAAAAACAACUUUGAUGUUUGUAAUCCGUGAUAAAACCAAGACACCUUUGGAGAAUUUAGAACCUGUUUUGAGAGAAGAUAUCCAAAAGAUAUGGGACUCUGUUCCAAAGCCACAAGCUCAUGUGUCAACUCCGCUUGGUGAAUUUUUUAAUGUUGAGGUAGUCGCUCUUUCAAGUUAUGAAGAAAAGGAAGAGCAAUUUAGAGAGCAGGUUGCAAACUUGAGGCAAAGAUUCUUCCAUUCCAUAGUGCCGGGUGGACUUGCUGGUGAUCGACGAGGUGUAGUUCCUGCCUCAGGUUUCUCUUUUAGUUCACAGCAAAUAUGGAAAGUUAUUAAGGAUAACAAAGACCUUGAUCUUCCUGCGCACAAGGUUAUGGUUGCUACUGUGCGUUGUGAAGAAAUUGCGAAUGAGAAGUAUGCCGAAUUCGGUGAAAAUAAGGAAUGGUGUGAAAUAGAUGAGGCCGUACAAACUGAUUUUCUUCCAGGCUUUGGGAAGAAGCUUAGCUCAAUUCUCAACAUUUGUCUAACAGAGUAUGAUAGUGAAGCAACAUACUUCGAUGAAGGAGUUCGAUCUGCAAAGCGGAAGCAACUUGAAGAAAAACUAUUACAACUGGUGCAACCAGCAUACCAAACCAUAUUGGGACAUUUAAGGUCUGGAACCUUUGAGAAAUUCAAGGACGCAUUUGAAAAAGCACUCAAUGCAGGAGAAGGAUUCUCACUAGCGGCAACUACUUGUGCUGAGUCAUUCUUGGCUCAAUUUGAUGAAGGAUGCGUAGAUGCUGUUAUUAAUCAAGCGAAUUGGGAUGCAUCCAAAGUUAAGGAAAAGCUUAAACGUGACAUUGAUACACACAUCACUACUGUUCGGGCUGCGAAAUUGUCUGAGCUUACAUCAAAAUUUGAGAAAAAACUCGACCAUGCAUUAUCAGCACCGGUGGAAGUUCUGUUAGAUGGAGCUAAUCAUGAGACUUGGUCAUCAAUAAGGAAGCUUCUGAAACGUGAGUCUGAUUCAGCUGUUUCUGAAAUGUCCUGUGAUCUCAAAGGCUUUGACAUGGACCAAAACGCCAGAGAAGAUAUGCUUAACAAACUACAAAACCAUGCAAAAGGUGUUGUGGAAGCCAAAGCAAAAGAAGAAGCUGCAAGGGUCAUUAUUAGGAUGAAAGACAGGUUUUCGAUGUUAUUUAGUCAUGAUUCUGAUUCCAUGCCUCGAGUUUGGACUGGAAAUGAAGACAUUCGAGCAAUUACCAAAACCGCUCGCUUUGCUUCUGUGAAGUUGUUAUCUGUGAUGGCUGCAAUCCGGUUAGAUAACAAUCCUGAUACCAUCGAGAAAACACUAUGCUCUUGUUUGUUGGAACAAACGAGCGCUCAUGUUGUAACCGACAAAAGCACCACCACAAUGGCUGACCCAUUGGCCUCAAGCACUUGGGAAGAGAUUCCAUCAUCAAGGACAUUGAUUACACCAGUCCAGUGUAAAUCUUUGUGGAGGCAAUUCAAGGCAGAAACAGAAUAUAGUGUGACCCAGGCUAUUUCUGCCCAGGAAGCAAACAAACGUAAUAACAAUUGGUUACCACCUCCAUGGGCUAUUGUAGCCUUGCUUAUUCUAGGAUUUAAUGAGUUUAUGACACUUUUGAGAAAUCCAUUUUACAUGGCUUUCAUAUUUGUCGCUUUUCUGGUUCUGAAAGCCUUAUGGGUGCAGAUGGAUGUUGCUGGUGAAUUCCAACAUGGUGCUCUCCCUGCUCUUAUUGCCUUGUCUGCCAAGUUCCUUCCAACCGUAAUGAAUAUUGUGAGAAGACUAGCAGAGGAAGGCCAAAAAGCAGCAGCACAAGCUGCUGCUAAUAAUCCACCCGGAGGAGACCCAACAAAGAACUACGAGAGUGAAGCUAAUACGACCAUGUCAUCAACCAGUUCAUCUGACAUAAGGUCAUCUAGAAAUGAGGUUGAAUACUCGAGUGUCUCAUCGAAAGAAGACUAAUGAGAACUUCAUUGGAGUUGUCUGCUCAUUGCAGGCAUUACUAAGAAGGUAUAUAACAACUAUCUGGAAUUGUUGCUCCAAAUUUCAAAGUGUUUUUUUCUUUCUUUAGUGUUAGUGGUACACAUAUUUGUAUAGGCCUCUUUUAGGUUUUAAUUUAUUUCAUUUCUAAUGUCUCAUCUUAGAGCUAAUUAUUAUGUGGAUGACUAAU
Molecule: messenger RNA, 2780 nt
Organism: Linum tenue
Lineage: Eukaryota; Viridiplantae; Streptophyta; Magnoliopsida; Malpighiales; Linaceae
Source: the annotation of a GenBank genome assembly